This is a messenger RNA of Topomyia yanbarensis, 820 nucleotides long. Its product is annotated as COX assembly mitochondrial protein homolog. Lineage: Eukaryota; Metazoa; Arthropoda; Insecta; Diptera; Culicidae. Gene Ontology annotation, cellular component: mitochondrion. Bases 371 to 757 code for a protein of 128 amino acids. The transcript is spliced from 2 exons. The record is from RefSeq and is a predicted model, not a curated record.
UCUAAUGUCGUUUUCGAUUGAGAACCUAGAAACUAACCCAGGUUAGUUGCUUCAAACGAACGUUUUUAAUGAAACUGAGUUGGGUUCUCGCCAAACAGCGGUGGUGUGAGCGAACCCGAAAUAUAUUUCAGGUUAGAACCCAACCCGGUUUUCAGUUCAGUGGCGCAUAACCUAGGUUGGAAACUGGCUUCAAACAAACGGUUUGACAGCAGUUAGGUCCGAAACUGAGUUAGUUUCUGCUUCAAGCGAAAACGACAUAAGCUGUCAGUCUGAUCGGGUUAUUGUUUUGAUUUCGUUCGGCUUUUUAAAAAGCUGGGUGAAGACCAGCCUGUGCUGAUAACUGUUUAAGCAGCAAAUAAUCCUCUUCAAAAUGACUCACGCAUUUAGUGAUAGGAACCAUCAGAUCGGCACAAUUGAGGGCCACCAGAAUGGCCCUCAUGGAUUGGGAGAUCCCGACGACAAACGCCUGCGAAAGGUCGAGGUUGAGGUUCUUAUUCCAAAAAUUAUGCGUGAACGAGCCAAAGUGGAAAAAUGUAAAGAUGUAGUCGCCGAAUUCGAAACCUGCUGCAAAGAUGCUGGCCUUCUAAUGGUAGUUAAAUGCCAGGAGCAAAACGCUGCUCUAAAAGCUUGCUCCCUGAGAUGGUACAAUGACGAGCAGUUCAAGUCGGAAUGUCGUGAUAUUUACCUCGAAGAACGUAGCGAGUUUAGGCGAACCGGUGUGCCUAAGAAAUAUCGGAAUUUGGACCCUGUCCAAUAGAUACUUUAUUGUGUGUUGCUUUUGAAAUGUAUUUACCAGUUGAAUAAACUAGUUCUUAACCUA